Molecule: messenger RNA, 882 nt
Organism: Condylostylus longicornis
Lineage: Eukaryota; Metazoa; Arthropoda; Insecta; Diptera; Dolichopodidae
Product: metabotropic glutamate receptor-like protein R
Exons: 3
Coding region: 1-882 (293 amino acids)
Source: RefSeq, a predicted model, not a curated record
AUGACACUAAUUCUACUAACAGUGACUUUCAAUAAUAAUACUAAUAGUAAUGACAGUAAUAACAAUGACAGCAAUAAUAAUAUUAAUAGCAAUAAUACUGACAAUCAUAUGAAUAAAAAUACCAAUAACAAUAAUAUGACAAAAAAGGCAGUUGAAGCUGGUGGCAGUAACGAAAUAUUUUCACAAAUGCAUAAGGAUGAUAAGAUAGUUGUUCUAGGUGAUUUUAAUCGGUCGGCUUUAUCGUUUACCAUCGAUGAAUAUGAUAACCAUCUUCUUCCAGUCAACAUCAUGGAAGACAUCGAUUUUAAUCUCGUUAGUACGUUCUAUGGGAACGACUUGCAGCAGGUGGUACGUUACCCAAAUGAAAGAGGUAAUUGGUUGGACUUAGCUUUCUCAAAUGCCUAUGACAGCAUAUGGGUCCGACUUGCUUCAGACGAAGAGAGCCUUUUCAAAAAUUCUAUUCAUCAUAAUGCAAUUGUUCUCGAAUUUCCUAAUAACAAACUUAAGUUCUCUAAAUCUUACAAUAAAGAGAUUGUAUAUGAUUUUCUUAACGCCGACUACAACGGCAUCAAUUAUGCCCUUAGCUUAAUUAAUUGGAACGAUAUGUUCCAUCAGCACAAUUUAGGCGAUAUUGUCUCCGAUUUUUACUCUAUUUUGUUCAGAAUAAUUGACGCCCAUGUUCCAAGAAUCCUUAAAAAGGAUAGACUGGCGGAACAAUGGUUAGAUCGUAAAUUAAGACAAUUACAUAAUCGGAGAAAUAAAUUACACAAUAAAAUUAAGCAUUCAGGGACAAUAACUCACUUAUUAAUGAAUAUAAUGAGUUGGCGAAUGAAUUCAAAAAAAAAUCCAAUGAGGCAUAUGAUAUUUAUAUCCAAAAUAUAG